GCCCCAGGCCCAGGGCUGCCGAGAAGGUUCCCAGCAGCCCUUGCGGCCAUUGAAGGUGAGCCGGGUGCCAUGGCCUUCUGCGCUCCCCCGGCCUUCCUGAGCCACCAGCAGAAGGUGCUGCGGCUGUAUAAACGGGCGCUGCGCCACCUCGAGUCGUGGUGUGUCCACAGGGACAAAUACCGCUAUUUUGCUUGUUUGUUGAGAGCACGGUUUGAAGAACAUAAGAAUGAAAAAGAUAUGAUGAAGGCCACCCAGCUGCUGAGGGAGGCAGAAGAAGAAUUCUGGGAAAAUCAGCAUCCUCAGCCCUAUAUCUUCCCUGACUCUCCUGGGGGUACCUCCUAUGAAAGAUAUGAGUGCUACAAGGUUCCAGAGUGGUGCUUAGAUUUCUGGCAUCCUUCUGAAAAGGCCAUGUAUCCUGAUUACUUUGCCAAGAGAGAGCAGUGGAAGAAACUGCAGAUGGAAAGCUGGGAGCGGGAGGUUAAGCAGCUGCAAGAGGAGACCCCACCUGAUGGUCCUAAGACUGAAGCCUUGCCUCCUGCCAGAAAGGCAGGUGACUUGCCCCCACUGUGGUGGCAUAUUGUGACCAGACCUCGGGAGCAGCCAGUCUAGACACAGGGCUGUCCCCUGUUCAUGCUUGCAAGUGAAAGAAGUUAUGCAACACGUACACACUUGCCCUAAUAAAAACAACUAAACAUGGUCAGCA
Messenger RNA from Nannospalax galili (Upper Galilee mountains blind mole rat), 703 nucleotides. RefSeq names its product NADH:ubiquinone oxidoreductase subunit B9 (gene Ndufb9). NCBI's taxonomy places the organism in Eukaryota, Metazoa, Chordata, Mammalia, Rodentia, Spalacidae. Gene Ontology annotation, biological process: mitochondrial electron transport, NADH to ubiquinone. The coding region runs from base 70 to 609 and encodes 179 amino acids. The record is from RefSeq and is a predicted model, not a curated record. The transcript has 4 exons.